Coregonus sp. 'balchen' is the source of this 9727-nucleotide messenger RNA. Lineage: Eukaryota; Metazoa; Chordata; Actinopteri; Salmoniformes; Salmonidae. The record is from the annotation of a GenBank genome assembly.
AUGGUACUGAGGCUUCAAUCCGUUCUGACCCUCUACCUGUCGGUAGUGUUGGCUUUCCUAGGCUUGUGGUGGUACACUUCUUGGAAGAAAGAGCGCCUUGCUGACAAGGAUGGCACAAAUGAGGAGACGACCAAAGACCAGGAGCAGCUGUCCUCCUACCCCAUAGACGUAGGUAACUGUGUUGUGGAGAACGGCCACUCUACUGGGAUGCAUAUGGACAGGCACGCAGUGAGGGAGAGGUUGUUAGUGGAACAGGAGCUUGUUGAUAGUACAAACACCCCAGCGGCAGCAGAGCUGGGUACAGUUCCACUCUGCCAAUCACAACCUGAGGUAAGGGUUAUGGCUGCAGACUGUCUCGGUAGUGACCUGGAUACUGCUGCCGUGAAGCCUAUUACAGAGAGCACUGAGUCUUCAGCUCAAGUGUUCCCAGAGACUGCAUCUGAGAGCCAAGCCCAGGGUGGACCUGAGAAUGAUCUAGCAUUACAAAGGAAACACCAGCCAUGUUCUGAUGUGGAGCAAGUCGACUCUGUGACCUAGGCUCUGGUAAAUCUAAUGUCUGCAGUGAAAGUGCAGGUAUAAAUCCACAACCACCACCACCGUCUGAGACACUGGAGGACACUACAAACAGCACUUUGAACCAAGAAACUGCAGAGGUUAGACUGGACCCAGAGGGAGAGGUUAGACUGGACCCAGAGGGAGAGGUUAGACUGGACCCAGAGGGAGAGGUUAGACUGGACCCAGAGGGAGAGGUUAGACUGGACCCAGAGGGAGAGGUUAGACUGGACCCAGAGGGAGAGGUUAGACUGGACCCAGAGGGAGAGGUUAGACUGGACCCAGAGGGAGAGGUUAGACUGGACCCAGAGGGAGAGGUUAGACUGGACCCAGAGGGAGAGGUUAGACUGGACCCAGAGGGAGAGGUUAGACUGGACCCAGAGGGAGAGGUUAGACUGGACCCAGAGGGAGAGGUUAGACUGGACCCAGAGGGAGAGGUUAGACUGGACCCAGAGGGAGAGGUUAGACUGGACCCAGAGGGAGAGGUUAGACUGGACCCAGAGGGAGAGGUUAGACUGGACCCAGCGGGAGAGGUUAGACUGGACCCAGCGGGAGAGGUUAGACUGGACCCAGAGGGAGAGGUUAGACUGGACCCAGAGGGAGAGGUUGGAGAAGACAAGAUGUCAGUGCAUUUUGCAGAGGUGAGGCUGCAAACCAAUCUGGCUAAGAACUCCCUCUUCUCCAAAGACAUCCUGCCUGCUGUGGAAGAACCAACCUGUGAGUGAAGUCGACAGGAUGACACCUGUUUGGCUUCCCCCAGCCACCUAAUAAGCAGUCAGGUGUCUGCCUCAAGGCUGACGUGGUCUCUGCAGCAGUGAGUCAAUUCCUGAAGGAAAAGACCCUGCUAGGACAUAGUGUUAGUCCUCUCCGUAGCAGGGACCCCUGCAAAGCCCCGGACCACAUCUCAAUGGAUAACAGUGAACCUGAGAGUGAGAUGCCUCCUCUAUUGCAGGAGGAUCAGUGUUCAACAACCGGCAGAGAGUCUCCUAUAGUUCAGGAGGAUGUGAAACACGACCGCAGCAGUACAGUUGAGAUUGAGACUGAGAAGACCGAGCUAGCAAAAGAAGAUUCUGCAGUAGGUGAUUCUGGAUCUAGCUCAGGCCAGACCGAAGAGGGCUCCAGUGGCAAGGACUUGAGCACCAGUGUGAGCCUGCAACCACCCAGGGUACCAGCUGAAGGACUGGGGGCCACCAGCAUGUCCUUCACUAACGGCCACAGGAUGGAGGAGGUGGACAUUCCGGGUGAGCCGCCACAAAGCAGACUUUCAACUUCUCACAAUAUAUCGGCAUCCUUUCUGUCCAAGCUGGCCUGUUUUAAAUAUAUUUAUUUUCCUUUUAUGCACAGUUUCAAGUACGAGAACUCUUGCCAUGACAGGAUGUGUUCUCUUCCCUGUUACUGUUGGGCUGUGUUUGCUAGUUUGUUGUGUACACAACACAAGUGACUGUUUUUAGUGACUGAUCCUUGCUGCCCCCAGGCUCUGAUGUGAACAGCAUGGACUGUGUAGACAGUUACUGUGAACACGAAGCCAGGGACAACAAGCAUAGCAACAGUCCCAGUCCACCAAGUCAACUACUGAACACCGAUCAGGCAAUUGUAAAAUACAUCCAAAGUCACAACAGCAGCCAGCCACUGACUGUUUGGGAGAUAGAGGUGCCAAAGGUGAGUCUACCUCCCUGUCUAACCCUCAUCAUUCCUCCACCACCUUACUGAUAAUGUAUUUUCUCUGGCUACUGAUUUCCAGUUUAGGUUCUCUAAUGUAGGUGAUAUGAGGGCUUGUAGAUAUAGCCUUGUUGUUACAGUAGUGUGCUGCAGUCAUCUCUCUGUAAGUGAGACUGAGACCUGGUGCUCCGGUGACCUGGGUACAGCUGUCUGAUUCAUAGGGCUGUGGUUGGGCUAUAAUAAUGGCACGGUGGUUGGGCUAUAAUAAUGGCACGGUGGUUGGGCUAUAAUAAUGGCACGGUGGUUGGGCUAUAAUAAUGGCACGGUGGUUGGCCUAUAAUAAUGGCAUGGUGGUUGGCCUAUAAUAAUGGCACGGUGGUUGGGGCUGUGGUUGGGCUAUAAUAAUGGCACGGUGGUUGGGCUAUAAAAAUGGCACAGUGGUUGGGGCUGUGGUUGGCCUAUAAUAAUGGCACGGUGGUUGGGGCUGUGGUUGGGCUAUAAUAAUGGCACGGUGGUUGGGCUAUAAUAAUGGCACGGUGGUUGGGGCUGUGGUUGGGCUAUAAUAAUGGCACAGUGGUUGGGCUAUAAUAAUGGCACAGUGGUUGGGGCUGUAAUAAUUUGACAGUGGUUGGGGCUGUGGUUGGGUUAUAAUAAUGGCACGGUGGUUGGGGCUGUUGGGCUAUAAUAAUGGCACGGUGGUUGGGGCUGUGGUUGGGCUAUAAUGGCACAGUGGUUGGGGCUGUAAUAAUUUGACAGUGGUUGGGCUAUAAUAAUGGCACAGUGGUUGUGGCUGUUGGGCUAUAAUAAUGGCAUGGUGGUUGGGGCUGUAGUUGGGCUAUGAUAAUGGCACAGUGGUUGGGGCUGUGGUUGGGCUAUAAUGGCACGGUGGUUGGGGAUGUGGUUGGGCUAUAAUGGCACGGUGGGUGGGGCUAUAAUAAUGGCACGAUGGUUGGGGAUAUAAUAAUGGCACAGUGAUUGGGGCUGUGGUUGGGUUAUAAUGGCACGGUGAUUGGGGCUGUGGUUGGGUAGUGUGUAAAGGGAGUCCUGCUGCCCUGCCUGUUGUCAUACUCUCCUCAGGUUCUCACUCAAGAGGUCACUCCAUAGAGCCAGGCACACAGAGAGGGGGAGUGAUCUCUCUUUCCAAUUACUCUUAGAAGUGCCUGGUGGUAUUGGUUACAUCUGAGCAAACUGAACCCAUGUUAUCAGAGCAAGAGUGAACUGGACAGAUGUGUGCAUGCUCACAGAGAAAGACGCAUACCUUCUAGUGUAAUAUAGUAACUUAUGCAUGAUACACUCUUUUGUAUUCUCUGGUUUCACUCCAACAGCAUUUUGUUGGUAGAUUGAUUGGGAAGAAGGGGCGAUAUGUGAACUAUCUGAAGGAGACGUCUGGAGCUACGGUCUUUAUCACCGCCCUGCCUUACACCCAGGAGUUCCACAUCUGCCACACAGAGGGUGAGUGCCCCAGGACCUGCCUCUCCACAACAGGACAUCACUUGUAGUUGGGAUUUGGGAACCUAGGCUUUGGGAGCUGUAGUGGCGCUAGUGGCUCGCUCAGUUUGUCCUAGUUCCUCCAGGGUCAAAGGAACAGGUCUAUUGUGCUCUGGAGCUGAUCAGGAAGAAGUUCAAAGAUCUGGAUGUGACCAACUUAUGUCCAACCUCCAGUGGCCAGCCUGCCCCCUCUCUCCAUCACAUCCUGGGUAAGCUUGGCUGAAGCAGUGUUGCCAACUAAUCUUCAGGGGAAGUUGCUAGAAGCAGGUCGAUUUGUUGCUAAAUGACGUUGUGAUGUCAUUGCGUGAUGACGUAAUAACGUAAACGUAGAAUACACAAUAACGUUACUCAAAUUGACUGGCCAUCUCUGCAAAAAAUAUGAUUUGACAUUUGUUAGUUUAGAUUUGUUUGUUUAUUAUCACAUUUAUAUUUGUAAAAGUAAUAUAAACACAACACAUUUUAUAUGAUCAGAUAUUUUUAAACACAUUUACAUUUUACAUUUACAUUUUAGUCAUUUAGCAGACGCUCUUAUCCAGAGCGACUCACAGCCAGUGAAUACCUUUUCUUUUUUUUUUCUUUUUUUUUUAUACUGGCCCCCCAUGGGAAUCGAACCCACAACCCUGGCGUUGCAAACGCCAUGCUCUAUCAACUGAGCUACAUCCCUGCCGGCCAUUCCCUCCCCUACCCUGGACGACGCUGGGCCAAUUGUGCGCCGCCCAUGAGUCUCCCGGUCGCGGCCGGCUGCAACAGAGCCUGGAUUCGAACCAGGAUCUCUAGUGGCACAGUUAGCACUGCGAUGCAGUGCCUUAGACCACUGCGCCAGGAGCUCACCACAUUGAACACCACAUUGAAUUAUUGAAGAAUUACACUUUUUUUUUUUUUUUACUAGUAAACCUACACAUUAUGAACAAUUAUAGUUUUAAGCAGUGUAUUGGUAGGUAACAUGCUACCUAACUGAUCAACAAUUAUAGGUACAAGCUAAUAACAAGGUAUAUAUGCUAUUUUAUUGAACAAGCAACUUAACUCAAAUAAUGUCUCCCCAGGCAUCUCUCCCCAGCUCUCUCCAGGUUGUAGUGCUUCUUGACUGGCUACAGUGAGGGGGAAAAGUAUUUGAUCCUCUGCUGAUUUUGUAAAUUUGCCCACUGACAAAGACACGAUCAGUCUAUAAUUUUAAUGGUAGGUUUAUUUUAACAGUGAGAGACAGAAUAACAACAAAAAAAUCCAGAAAAACGCAUGUCAAAAAUGUUAUAAAUUGAUUUGCAAAACAUGACUUAGUACUUGGUGGCAAAACCCUUGUUGGCAAUCAGAGGUCAGAUGUUUCUUGUAGUUGGCCACCAGUUUUGCACACAUCUCAGGAGGGAUUUUGUCCCACUCCUCUUUGCAGAUCUUCUCCAAGUCAUUAAGGUUUCGAGGCUGACGUUUGGCAACUCGAACCUUCAGCUCCCUCCACAGAUUUUCUAUGGGAUUAAGGUCUGGUGACUGGCUAGGCCACUCCAGGACCUUAAUGUGCUUCUUCUUGAGCCACUCCUUUGUUGCCUUGGCCGUGUGUUUUGGGUCAUUGUCAUGCUGGAAUACCCAUCCACGACUCAUUUUCAAUGCCCUGGCUGAGGGAAGGAGGUUCUCACCCAAGAUUUGACGGUACAUGGCCCUGUCCAUCGUCCCUUUGAUGCAGUGAAGUUGUCCUGUCCCCUUAGCAGAAAAACAACCCCAAAGCAUAAUGUUUCCACCUCCAUGUUUGACGGUGGGGAUGGUGUUCUUGGGGUCAUAGGCAGCAUUUCUCCUCCUCCAAGCACGUUGAGUUGAUGCCAAAGAACUCGAGUUUGGUCUCAUCUGACCACAACACUUUCACCCAGUUCUCCUCUGAAUCAUUCAGAUGUUCAUUGGCAAAUUUCAGACGGCCCUGUAUAUGUGCUUUCUUGAGCAGGGGGACCUUGCGGGCGCUGCAGGAUUUCAGUCCUUCACGGCGUAGUGUGUUACCAAUUGUUUUCUUGGUGACUAUGGUCCCAGCUGCCUUGAGAUCAUUGACAAGAUCCUCCCGUGUAGUUCUGGGCUGAUUCCUCACCAUUCUCAUGAUCAUUGCAACUCCACGAGGUGAGAUCUUGCAUGGAGCCCCAGGCCGAGGGAGAUUGACAGUUAUUUUGUGUUUCUUCCAUUUGCGGAUAAUCGCACCAACUGUUGUCACCUUCUCACCAGCUGCUUGGCGAUGGUCUUGUAGCCCAUUCCAGCCUUGUGUAGGUCUACAAUCUUGUCCCUGACAUCCUUGGAGAGCUCUUUGGUCUUGGCCAUGGUGGAGAGUUUGGAAUGUGAUUGAUUGAUUGCUUCUGUGGACAGGUGUCUUUUGUACAGGUAACAAACUGAGAUUAGGAGCACUCCCUUUAAGAGUGUGCUCCUAAUCUCAGCUCGUUACCUGUAUAAAAGACACCUGGGAGCCAGAAAUAUUUCUGAUUGAUAGGGGGUCAAAUACUUAUUUCCCUCAUUUAAAAUGCAAAUCAAUUUAUAACAUUUUUGACAUGUGUUUUUCUGAAUUUUGUUGUUAUUCUGUUAAACCUACCAUUUAAACAGGUUGUCUGGGAGCCUUACUUGCAGCUCCUUGCUUAAAGCAACAAUGUAAUUGAUGCACUGUCUCCGAAUGACCUUUUCAUCCUCUGGCGCAAGACUGAGUUGGUACACCGUGCUCUCGAAGGUUCCCAAGGUAUGGUGAUGGACUGAGAUGUCCAUCAAUGGCAUCCUUCAGGACAUCAAUUUUUGCUAUAGGGUUGACUACUCUGGUGCAAAUUGAUGUUAAGAGGUGUACUAGAUUGUCCAAAAGCUUGACAGGAUCUGUUUGCUCUCCCUCAAAUGACUUCACUGCAACUUGUACGUCGGACAGGAUUGAUUUCAAGAAUGUCAAGUAGACAUAGUUGGUCUUGUCCAUGUACAUGGCUUGGAGCACAUCCGCCAUGUAGCAGUGCUCACUGGCCUUGAUCAACUCAGAGUGGAGUUUCAGUUCUUCCCACUGGCUCAAUAUACGAGUUACCGCAGGCUCAAUCAAUAGCCAACGUGUGGCACACACUUUGGUGAUCUGCAGGGGUUUCUGGCCACAAUUAAUAGUGGCAUACACUGCUUUGUACGCCUCGCGCCGUAGUUCCCUGAUUUUAAGUACUCAACACUGCUAGGGAUGGUUUCUUUGGAUGCUGCACUGACCGCCAAUUGUAAAGAAUGGCACACACAGUGGAUGAGUACCAAAUUGAGCAAUGCACAUUCUUCCAUUAAAAUCUUGUGCAGCCCGUUGUGCACCACAGUCAUCAUUGACACAUUAUCAGUGUCAAUACCUUGAAGAUGAUCUUUUUUAAGGUUACACUUCUCAAUAAACUCUAAAUAAAGUUGAAGUGUACCUAUGAUAAAAAUUACAGACCUCUACAUGCUUUGAAAGUAGGAAAACCUGCACAAUCGGCAGUGUAUCAAAUACUUGUUCUCCCCACUGUGUGUGUAUGUGUGUAUGCAUGUAUAUACUCAGCAAAAAAAGAAACGUCCUAUCACUGUCAACUACGUUUAUUUUCAGCAAACUUAACAUGUGUAAAUAUUUGUAUGAACAUAACAAGAUUCAACAACUGAGACAUAAACUGAACAAGUUCCAUGUGACUAACCGAAAUGGAAUGAUGUGUCCCUGAACAAAGGGGGGGUCAAAAUCAAAAGUAACAGUCGGUAUCUGGUGUGGCCACCAGCUGCAUUAAGUACUGCAGUGCAUCUUCUCCUCAUGGACUACACCAGAUUUGCCAGUUCUUGCUGUGAGAUGUUACCCCACUCUUCCACCAAGGUACCUGCAAGUUCCUGGACAUUUCUGGGGGGAAUGGCCCUAGCCCUCACCCUCCGAUCCAAUAGGUCAUGCUCAAUGGGAUUGAGAUCCGGGCUCUUCGCUGGCCAUGGCAGAACACUGACAUUCCUGUCUUGCAUUGUCAUGCUGGAGGGUCAUGUCAGGAUGAGCCUGCAGGAAGGGUACCACAUGAGGGAGGAGGAUGUCUUCCCUUUAACGCAUAGCAUUGAGAUUGCCUGCAAUGACAACAAGCUCAGUCCGAUGAUGCUGUGACACACCGCCCCAGACCAUGACGGACCCUCCACCUCCAAAUCGAUCCCGCUCCAGAGUACAGGCCUCGGCGUAACGCUCAUUCCUUCGAUGAUAAACGCAAAUCCGACGAUCACCCCUGGUGAGACAAAACCGCGAGUCGUCAGUGAAGAGCACUUUUUGCCAGUCCUGUCUGGUCCAGCGACGGUGGGUUUGUGCCCAUAGGUGACGUCUGGUGAGGACCUGCCUUACAACAGGCCUACAAGCCAUCAGUCCAGCCUCUCUCAGCCUAUUGCGGACAGUCUGAGCACUGAUGGAGGGAUUGUGCGUUCCUGUUGUAACUCUGGCAGUUGUUGUUGCCAUCCUGUACCUGUCACGCAGGUGUGAUGUACCGAUCCUGUGCAGGUGUUGUUACACGUGGUCUGCCACUGCGAGGAUGAUCAGCUGUCCGUCCUGUCUCCCUGUAGCGCUGUCUUAGGCGUCUCACAGUACGGACAUUGCAAUUUAUUGCCCUGGCCACAUCUGCAGUCUUCAUGCCUCCUUACAGCAUGCCUAAGGCACGUUCACGCAGAUGAGCAGGUACCCUGGGCAUCUUUCUUUUGGUGUUUUUCAGAGUCAGUAGAAAGGCCUCUUUUUUAGUGUCCUAUGUUUUCAUAACUGUGACCUUAAUUGCCUACCGUCUGUAAGCUGUUAGUGUCUUAACGACCGUUUCACAGGUGCAUGUUCAUUAAUUGUUUAUGGUUAAUUGAACAAGCAUGGGAAACAGUGUUUAAACCCUUUACAAUGAAGAUCUAUGAAGUUAUUUUGAUUUUUACGCAUUCUUUGAAAGACAGGGUUCUGAAAAAGGGGCGUUUCUUUUUUUGCUGAAUAGAUAGAUGGAUAUAGAUAAUACAUAAGCCCAGAAAUAAAAACACAUUGUCCAGCAAAAAAUAUCGUAAUGAAAAAUAAAUAUAUUCUAGAAAUCACAUUGGCUAUCCAUGGAGGUUGGUUCAGGUUGUCUUUCAAUCACAUCACUCUGCCAGUCUACUGCUCCUGUCUGUGUUGAGCUCACACUCACUAGCAAACUUUUAACAUUGUAUCAACUGGGCCCUGCCAGCAAAGUUCCUGUGAGUCCAUGACAGACACAAACCUUUCCACCAAGGAAGAUUUAGAUUAUGUAAUUUUGCUACCUCUCAUCGAAUGCCUGGUUGUGUAAUUGGCUUAACAGUGCAAAUGAAGAUAGCUAGUACCAAAUAAAUCAACACUGAAACAGAGGAUAUUAAUAAGCCAGAUGGACAGAGAUGUGCAUUGUGUAAGGAGCCAACGUUCACUUGGUAGGCUAUCAUUCCUCCUUGCAAAAUUAUUGCAAUCACUUCCAUGUGGUGUCAAUGAAUCGGCAGUCGAUUCUCCUAAAAAUAAAAAAACAUUAACUACACGUGACCAUUCAGAUGGGUAUCUAUUUAAUAUGGCCGGUAAAUCUCACAUUUUGUCCAGCAAAUUAAAAUCUGGUCAGACAUUUGACCGGCACGUUUUAUUCCUAGUGGAAACACUGCGAUUAAUGGUGGGAUUGAUGUUGAUGAUACUCCUCCCACAGAUCUGACUUUGUGGCGUUGCCUUUCCAAGGGUCUGAGGUGAUCCUGGAAAAUAUUGCACCCCUUCCAGGUAUGUUUCAGCUCUAUUUCUUUAUUCUCUACUUUAAGAAAACAGAAUAUCAAAAUGUUAAAUUCUGUAUUUAAACAUGAAUUAAAGUUCAUGCUCAUAUCUCGGUGUUAUCUCUUCCUUUUCUACUAGGAGAAGAGUUUUCAGCACUGGAGGAAAUGACACAAGGAUUGGCACUACUUGCACAGGUAGAGAAAAUAAGUGCAUGGAUAUGUGUACAGUCAGCACAAAGACAUAAGGAGAGGUAGUCCCUGUUCUUACUCUGUAUAUCUGCACACACCUCAGGUCACAAACUGUCACACCAGUGGCAUUCCUUUGGUACAGAUAUGGAGAACAGAAGGAGAAGAG